UGUGUGUGUGUGUGUUUCAGCCCUUGAGUGCCAUGCAUACAGGGACCUUUGAAAUGUUUGGAUCCUUUUUUUGUGUGUGAGAGAGUGUGUAGGGCACAGAGAAAGGGAGUGUGUUCAAGAGAAUGUGUUCAAGAGAGUGUUCACUAGAGAAAGAGAGAGAGAGUAGGCACACAGACACAGAGGGCUGUGAUCACAUGCUUCUUUCUCUGCACAGCACGCUGUUUUUGUUUAGCCUCUCUGGUGCAGCUGAGAGCGAGAGUCGCUCACACUGUCAGAGAGCACCGCUGCCUAAGCUUGAGUGGAAAGUUUCCACAGCAUGACCAGAGUCAGGACUCAACUACUCCUGUCCCACUGAGAGUAAGCCAUACCGAAGAAGAGACAGAGAGAGCUCCUGAGCAGGCUUUGACCCCUGACCUCCAGGUGUGGAGGUGUACCAUGUGUUCUCCCGCUCGGGGGGCGUGAACCCAUCUCUGCUGUGAGGAGUCGUCCUGUGGGACCAUGGGAACAUCGACGCUGGGAAAGGCAGCCCCCCUCAACAUGCUACUGGAUGCCUGCAUCCAGGCUUUUAAUGACAAUGGGGAGUUGCAGUCCAACCCGCUCCCUCGCACUCUGCUACUGAUGCAUCGCUGGUAUGUCACAUCCACAGAGCUGGCCGGGAAGCUGCUCGUGAAAUACCGUGACUGCCAGGGAGAUGAGUGCCAAAGAACGAGACUGAAGAUCUGCUAUUUAAUGAGGUACUGGAUUACGGUGUUUCCUGCAGAGUUUAACCUGGACAUGGGCCUUAUACGCCUCACUGAGGAGUUCAGAGACGUGGCGGCUCAGCUGGGCUGUGAGGAACACUACAAACUCAUUGACAUCUCCACCAUCCCGUCAUAUGACUGGAUGAGAAAGCUGACCCAGAGGAAGAAGCAAGCCAAGAAGGGCAAAGCCUCACUCCUCUUUGACCACCUGGAGCCCAUGGAGCUGGCGGAACACCUCACGUUCCUGGAGUACAAGUCCAUCAGGAGGAUAUCAUUCACAGACUACCAAAGCUAUGUGAUGCACGGAUGUCUGGUGGACAACCCAACGCUGGAGCGCUCCAUCGCCCUGUUCAACGGAGUCUCCCAGUGGGUUCAGCUCAUGGUGCUCAGUAAGCUGACACCCCAACACCGUGCUGAGGUCAUCACCAAAUACAUCAACGUGGCCCAGAAACUCCUCCAACUGCAGAACUUUAAUACACUGAUGGCCAUGGUUGGAGGUCUGAGCCACAGCUCAAUUUCCCGUCUGAAGGAGACCCACUCUCAUCUAGCACCCGAGGUCAACAAGAUCUGGAAUGAGAUGACGGAGCUGGUCUCCUCCAAUGGGAACUACUGUGCUUACCGCAAGGCCUUCACAGACUCCGAAGGCUUCAAGGUCCCCAUCCUGGGGGUCCACCUGAAGGACCUGAUCGCCGUGCACGUGGUCUUCCCCGACUGGGUGAACGACGACAAGGUGAACAUCAUAAAGAUGCAGCAGCUCUACCUCACCUUCAACGAGCUGGUGUCCCUUCAGAGUGCUGCAGCCCAGGUGGAACCAAACAUGGACCUCAUCUACCUGCUCACUCUCUCUCUAGACCUUUACUACACUGAAGAUGAGAUAUAUGAGCUAUCCUUGUUAAGGGAACCACGGAACCCAAAGUCUUUGCCUACUUCUCCAACAACCCCCAACAAGCCAAUGGCCCCUCUGGACUGGGCAUCAGGUGUGACAGCCAAACCUGACCCCAAUGUGGUGAACAAGCACAUCAGGAAGGUGGUGGAUUCUGUAUUCAGGAACUACGACCAUGACCAUGAUGGCUACAUCUCUCAGGAGGACUUUGAGAGUAUUGCUGCCAACUUUCCUUUCUUGGACUCUUUCUGUGUGUUGGACAAGGACCAAGAUGGCCUGAUUAGUAAGGAUGAGAUGAUGGCUUACUUCCUGAGGGCCAACCCCUUGCUCCAGUGUAAAAUGGGCCCUGGUUUUAUCCACAACUUUACGGAGAUGACGUAUCUGAAGCCUACCUUCUGCGAGCACUGUGCUGGAUUUCUCUGGGGAAUAAUCAAACAGGGAUACAAGUGCAAAGAUUGCGGUGUGAACUGCCAUAAGCAGUGCAGAGAGCUGUUGGUACUGGCCUGUAGGAAGCUGCCGCGUUCCACCUCUUUGCAAAGUGUCUCCCCUGGAGGCCUGACCCACAGCUCUCUACCCAGCAGCCCAACCAUGCCCACCUUCAAGGAUGAGGACGAGAUGUUUGAGUUCCCCUCAGUGACACCUGGAGGUUCUGACCUGGAGCAUAAGUCCAUCACCCUGAUAACGUGCUCAGCCCAGCGGAUCUCUGUGGGUUUACAGCGGGCCACCACCAGCCAGGCCACGCAGACGGAGCACCUGUGGUCAGAGCACACCUGGGGGGCUGGGGAUGGGGGCUCCCACACCUUCCCCAAGAUGAAGUAUCGACCACACCGGCAGGCCUCCAUGAGCAAAGGCUUUGCCCGCUGGGAGAACGAGGCCCAGAAGGAGCCCAGGGGUCGGCGGGGAUCCCAGGAGCAGACGGACAGACCUGCAGAGGUGGUGCAGAACGGGAUAAUACCACACAGAGAGAAGGACAGCUGACUUGGAGACACCAAGGGCCGAACCCAGGGCUCCAGGAGGCCCUUGGAAGCCCGCAUCAGGAAGCUCUCCUCACUGGGCGAAGUACUUGGCUGCUUGAGGCCUUCGUUUGGUGACCUGGAGUAGAAUGGACAGGUGUUCAGUGAACCACAUAUGAAUACUGAUGUUUAAUCCCGAACCAGGGAUGUGAGUGAUGGGACUGAAAAAGCCCUUGUCCUCAAUGCUCCCCAGCUCUACACACCCUGCCUUCACAACCCAUCAGUGUCAUUGGAAAAGGAUCCUGGACUACUUACAGUACAUGUGAUUUAGGUUUGUUGGGGCUCACCAGUGUUUGACUGACUGAACGUAAAUGAGCGGGUGUCCACCUGUGCCUGUAUGAAUGUUGGAGCAUGUACAUGCUUCCUAUUGCAUUUCUGUGUGGUCUGUGGAGCACAUAUGUGUGUUAUCUACUGUUGAUUUGCUGCAAAAAAUAAGUUAUUUGGGUCACGUGGCUUAGUUGCAAUAAUGUAUCAUGUUUGAUUGACAUUUUGAAGACACUGUGAAUGUUUUAUGAUGGACUGGGUGGGGGAUGCAAAGUGAGAAUGCAUUUGGAGAUGUGAGAAUGCAUUAAUAAGAGAUCAAGAUGUAAAGCAAUAGAAAGUUGAAGGUGAAGAUGAAUAUGAGGGAAAAAGUGGCAGGUACAUUGUUUCUAAGGGUAAUGGAUUAAAAGUGGCAUGACAUGUGGCAUGACAACUGAUGGUCGUUUAUGAGCCAGUUCUAUAUCUUAGUCUGAAAUACAAGAAAUGGUACUUCUUGUGUUAGCAUGAGGAAAAGAACAAUACAACCACUGAGAGUUGUGUUAUAAAUUUAAGGAAAAGUUGUCUUUUGGUUAGUUAAGAAAGCGUUAUUGUUUUCAGUCUUAUUAUUUCAAAGGGAUUUGAACUCUGUAUCCACUCAGGACAAUGUGGUAAACUACAGAUACUUUACAUUUAUUUAUGGGUUUAGGUAUGUGAUAUUUCAUAUAGUCAGGCGAUUCAAUGUUUAAAGUAUUCCGGUUAUUUCAAAGCCUUGCAGGCUGAAUAUGUGAAUAUGGGUCAACAGUGUUUCUCAUUGUCCACAUAAAUAGAGACACCAUUUGAGUGACCUUUGACCUAUUUUCAUCAGCUGAAGAAUCAAGCCUGUUGCAUUCAGGCAGAGGUAAUGGAAUCUCCACUAAGCCUUCAGUCAGUGGAGCACUGAUUACGCACUUGCUUACAGUGGCACCAGGUGUGAGCCCAGGUGCUUGUGCGGUGGUUGCCAGGCAUCAGUUGAGUGAGCAGGUAAGUUCCUCCAUCACAAAGGAUACAGCAGGUUACGUAAGGGGAGGGAGUUUAUUUUCAUCUGUAGAGACUUCUUGUAGGGCCUCAAGGUAGGGACAAGUAGGUACGGGCAGGUGAGUUUGACAUGGAGGUCUCUGUAAUAACAAUAGAGUCUGACCUUCUGUUUGACAAAGUAAGACAGAGCCAAUAACAGGACUGCAGGGUCAGAGGACUCCAUGUUGGGGGAGGAGCAUGGGGGAAAUAUUGUGUAUAUUUGCAAGAGAUAUCCAAGGCUUCAUAUACAAGAGCUAAAAAGGUCCAAUGCAGCCAUUUAAAAAAAAUCUCAACAUCAAAUCAUUUUGGUGUAACAAUUAAGUACCUUACUGUGAUUGUUUUCAAUUAAAAUGG
Oncorhynchus kisutch (coho salmon) is the source of this 4283-nucleotide messenger RNA. RefSeq names its product ras guanyl-releasing protein 3. Gene Ontology annotation, biological process: Ras protein signal transduction. The transcript has 17 exons. Bases 499 to 2601 code for a protein of 700 amino acids. Lineage: Eukaryota; Metazoa; Chordata; Actinopteri; Salmoniformes; Salmonidae. Gene Ontology annotation, molecular function: calcium ion binding; guanyl-nucleotide exchange factor activity. Gene Ontology annotation, cellular component: plasma membrane. The record is from RefSeq and is a predicted model, not a curated record.